Molecule: messenger RNA, 1047 nt
Organism: Aureobasidium subglaciale EXF-2481
Lineage: Eukaryota; Fungi; Ascomycota; Dothideomycetes; Dothideales; Saccotheciaceae
Exons: 3
Coding region: 1-1047 (348 amino acids)
Molecular function (GO): oxidoreductase activity, acting on the CH-CH group of donors, NAD or NADP as acceptor
Source: RefSeq, a predicted model, not a curated record
AUGUCUUCUCAAUAUCAAUCUGUGCAUCUUGCUGCUCGCCCUAAGGGUGAGAUUGUUGCUGGUGAGACUUUUGAGGUCAAGAGUAAUGCUGCACCCAAGGAGUCGGAUCUCAAGGAUGGUCAAGUCAUCUUCCGCUCUCUGUACCUUAGUCUUGAUCCUGCCAUGAGAGGAUGGUUGAACGACACGCGGUCAUAUGUCCCUCCUGUCCAGAUCGGCGAAAUCAUGCGCGGUGUCGCAAUUGGCACAAUUGAAGCUUCGAAAUCAGACAAAUUCCCUGUCGGCACCCUUGCAACUGGCUUUGUCGGAUGGACCGAACUCGCCGUCGUUGAGGAGAAGGCUCUCGAGCGUGUGGAUCUGCCUUCAAACGGUCGCACCACCGAUGCUCUCGGUGUCCUUGGAAUGACCGGCUUGACCGCAUACUUUGGAAUCAUCGAGGUCGGUCAAGUCAAGAAGGGCGAUUUCGUUGUUGUUUCGGGUGCUGCCGGCGCUACUGGAAGUGUUGUUGCACAGAUUGCCAAGCUCAAGGGUGCCAAAGUGUUAGGUCUUGCUGGUAGUGACGACAAGGUUUCCUGGUUGAAAAAUGAUCUCGGUCUUGACGAGGCAUUGAACUACAAGGAUGCCGAUUUCACCACAAAGUUCAGAGCCGCCACAAAGGGCUUGAUCGACGUCUUCUUCGACAACGUUGGUGGUGAUAUUCUCGACCUCGCUCUCUCCCGUGCAAAGCCCUUCUCUCGCUUCGUCUGCUGCGGCGCCAUCAGCGAUUACAACAACGCCAGCCCAAGAGGACUCAAGAACUACAUGAUGAUCAUCUCCAUGCGCAUUCGUAUGCAAGGCUUCAUCGUCUUUGACUAUGCAGACAAGUACGCCACUGCUCGCCAAGAACUCGCUCAAUGGUUGGCAGAAGGCAAGUUGCAAAGGAAGGAGACUGUUCUUGAAGGUGGUUUGAUCAAGGCAGAGCAAGGAUUGAGGGAUUUGUACAAGGGUGUUAAUACUGGAAAGCUGCUCGUUGAGGUCAGCAAGCAGAAGGAUGGCAAGGCUAGACUGUAA